AUGGAGCCUCGAAACGAUUCAACGACGACUCAGACCUACUACCAAAAACCUCGAUUUAGCUCUGCCGAAAGUCGAACAUCCUCCCCAGCGCGGUCGCAGGACACAACUGUUUUCGGCGAUUACAAUGUUCACGAUAGCCCUCGAUCGCGAUCUUUCCCGGCGGGGAAUGACCAUCAUGAUCUAAAUACCAAACCGAAAUCUCCUUCCAAAUGUGGAGGCUGGACUUCACUGGAAGAUACAUGGAUUCUCGAGUGCUUCGCCUUGGGGUUCAGCUUCGCAUCGUUCAUUGCAGUCAUCAUUAUUCUCAAAGCUUACGACCAGAAGCCGUCCCCUCAUCUAUCCUACGGGCUGACACUCAACACGAUCAUUUCUUUACUGGCCACAUCAUCCCGAUCCUCGUUACUUUUCGUGGUAGCCGGAGCGAUAGGUCAAUUGAAAUGGGUCUGGUUUGGGCGUCGGGAACAGCCUAUUUUAGACAUGCAGUCUUUCGACGAUGCAAGCCGAGGGCCACUCGGCGCUAUGUAUCUUCUCUUCCAGCACCGCGGGCUCUCAAUUGCCUCCCUUGGGGCUAUUGUUACCAUAUUGUCGAUGGCUUUAGACCCAUUUGUGCAGCAGAUUCUGAGCUACCCGGUUCAACAAACUCCAGGUAGCACAACACAGGCUUGGAUGCCCCAAGCGUUAACCUUUGCGCCAAAUGCGAACUUCACUGCCUAUACGCAGUACUACAACGCUGCUCUUUGGAACUCGGAUUUUGCAGUGAAUCCCACUUGCCCGUCUGGAAACUGUACUUGGCCAGAAUUUCAGUCCCUGGGCUUUUGCAGUAAAUGUCAGGAUGUAACCAACUCAUCUACUAUCUUGAAAUGUGACAAAUGGACGCAACCUGAUGGUGACGAUGAUGUUGCUGUUGAUUACGCCGAAAUGUACUACUGCCAGGUGAAUAUCGGCCACGGGUCAAAGGGCAUCAUUAAGCUUGAACAUUACUCUAAAAAAGGUGUCAUAUUACUCCCCACUGGUCUCAUAUGGAAGCUUCAAGGUGGUUCUGAAAAACUAAAUUCCUUCCUGGGGGUUCCUUGGCCGAUGUAUGCCUUCGCGCAUGCCCAACUUGACGUCGAAUCUGCCAAUGCAAACAUCACGGAGUUGGUGCGCAAUAUUCGCCUUAAAAGCGUCCAAGCAUGCGCUCUUUCCUUCUGCCUGAGGACAUAUAAUGUUUCUGUAUCUUCUGGCACGCCGCAGGUCAAUGUCACAGCAGUUGACUUCGGGCAGCGGUUUGGCAGUAACAUUUCCGACAAUCCGCCGGAUAUCGGGUAUGAUGAUAUUGAUUGCUGGGGACCGACUAAUCGGUCCGCUCCGUUGAAUCUUGUGAGGUUUCUCACGGGGAACUGGGGCGAUACUGAGCAAUUCGUCUUUUGCCUCCGAACAAUAAUUAUCAAUUCAGGAUACUAUCCUGGCAGUGGCUUUGGAGCCCUCAAUAAUUUGUAUGGGAAUAGCCCAUUUUUGGGAUACUCAUGGACAUGGUAUGGCUUCGACAACACUACCUUGUCUUGGUUCCACAACCCCACUUACAACGUGGGAAAUACCGCUCAAUUCCCGGCUGCAUUUGACAGAGUCAUCAACUACGGCCUUGGUCCGUUGAUGUCUGACACGGCUGCGGCUCUCACGAAAUACACUCUGCAAACCAGCACCACGAGCGCUGACGGCACAGCCAUGAUAUCCCAAGCAUUCGUCAGGGUAUCCUGGCAAUGGCUGACUUUUCCGUCUGUGCUUCUUGUUGCCGGUUUUGUCUUCUGGAUCACGACAAUGAUGAAGAACCGACAACACCGACUCGGCUUGUGGAAGUCAUCCAUCUUACCUAUGCUCUAUUGUGGCGCUGAAAAGAUUGACCCGAGGCUCGAGCGUCCUGGCUCUUCAGCCGAGUACACUACAAUCAGCCAGAUGAGCCAGUCGGCACAAGUUACUCGGGUAAAAAUGGAAGAUAUCAUAGAUGGUCGACUACGGCUCGGUCGGAACAAGUGGAGUGAGCCACCUGUAUUUUAG
Penicillium nucicola is the source of this 2034-nucleotide messenger RNA. RefSeq names its product DUF3176 domain-containing protein. The record is from RefSeq and is a predicted model, not a curated record. Bases 1 to 2034 code for a protein of 677 amino acids. Lineage: Eukaryota; Fungi; Ascomycota; Eurotiomycetes; Eurotiales; Aspergillaceae. The transcript has a single exon.